Molecule: messenger RNA, 1302 nt
Organism: Melozone crissalis (California towhee)
Lineage: Eukaryota; Metazoa; Chordata; Aves; Passeriformes; Passerellidae
Product: basic salivary proline-rich protein 2-like
Exons: 4
Coding region: 1-1302 (433 amino acids)
Source: RefSeq, a predicted model, not a curated record
AUGGCUCUCCUAAAGCCAGCCACUCUGAGCAAGCAGCUUCCAGCAGCAGGGCAGAACACACAGCACAGGAGCAGCCAGAGCCGAAGUGGAGGCGACUGGCGGCAGGCGAGGAGGCCGAGAAGCCAGGCCGGCCAACACAACUUUGUGUGGCAGCUGCCGGCCGAGCCCUGGGACUCGCAGCAGGCAAAGGGAAACAGCAGAGCCCGGCGCGGAUCACAGAACUGCCCUGCCCUCAUCCCAGCCGUGGGUCCCCGUGGCACCCCAACCUGCGGGCACCCCAGCCCACAAGCACCGGGCAGCACUGCCGUGCUCACACUCAGCAGCCUGCCCCAGAACCGGACUCCCCCCCGCAGCCAGCGGCGCCCCGUAACCCAGAGCCAGCCCCUAGAGCGGGCGGCACUGGCGGCAGCCACAGACACCCCCAAACCCGGAAGGGCUCUCCGUGCCCACGAACACCCCAAAGCCGAGAACCCCCUACACCUGCCUACGAGCCGUGAGGCGCGGCGGCCACCCCCCGAUCGAGCGCCUCCCGCACAGCCGGACGCCACUCCCAGAGCCGGCCGUGGCCCGAGCCCCCCGCGGCCCCGGGGGAGCCCCCGCGCCGCCGGCACCGGGCCCCGCAGCCGCCGCACUCACCGCCGGCCCGGCCACGCCGCCGCCGCCGCCGCUACGGCGACCCGCGAGGGCCAUGGCGGGCGGGCGGGACGCGUUGCCGGGAGACGGGCGGGACUCUCUCCGCGCUCGGGCAGGGCCGGGCCGCGGUGCGCUGCUCCGGGGAAGGAGCGGCGGCAGAGACCCCCCGGUGCUUGUGUGAACUUCUCCGGAGGAAACCGAGCAGGGUCGGGGCCGCCGAGACGCGAAGCUCUCGGCACGGAGGUGGGCAAGCGGCCAAGGCCAGCCCGCACGAGGGAGGCCCGGGCCGGCGCUGCCCACACCCAGGGACACAACGACCCUAUCCAGAAAAUGCCAGACUUUACUCCAGCACCCCUGGACCCGGAGAAAGAAGCCUUCAGCUGGUACUGCAGCAACCGCGCUGGGGAACGGGAGCCGCAGCCGGGGAACAGGGAACGGGGAACUGAGAUCGAGGUGUGGGGAACUGAGAUCGGGGCUCCGGGGCCGCCUCAGCGUUCUCCCGUGCCGGGCCGCCCCGCCCCGCCCCGUCCCGCCCGCUGCCGCCGCCGCUUCCCGCGGGCCGCCCCCUCCCUGCAGCCCCCGGGGCGCGGCCGCCCUCCUGCCGCUGUGUCGGGGCGUGCUCGGCCUCUGCCUCCUCCUCCUCCUGGUGCUGCUGGUGGCCGCCGGUGA